Messenger RNA from Lactuca virosa, 2355 nucleotides. NCBI's taxonomy places the organism in Eukaryota, Viridiplantae, Streptophyta, Magnoliopsida, Asterales, Asteraceae. The record is from the annotation of a GenBank genome assembly.
AUGGACUCUAGACGGACGCCCAAGUUUCCCACCGAGCCUAACUGCAACUUUGGUGCUUCUGCAUUCAUCACAACCAAUAUCAAAAGGCAAUGUCUUCUUCAGUGGAGCAUUGGAGGUGAAAGCCCACAACCUCUUAUAAAUCUGGUCCGACGAUACUAUGACAAUGAACUAGAAAGGUUAAUUGAUCCGGCUAUUAAAGAUCAAAUUGAUAGUCGUUCUUUCGAUAUGUUUAAAGAAAUUGCAUAUGAGUGCAUUAGUUUCAAUUUAAUGGAACGUCCUACGAUGGGGAAGGUCGUUGAGAAGAUUGAGAAAGCAUUGAAUAUUCAAGAACCCCAAACGCCUGCUAGGAGCUUGUUGACUGAAUUCGACAGGAAUCUACAGACACCGCCAUAUGAGGAGAUUGCUGCUUUUAUUGAGUGUGUAGAUGGAGACAUUGGAUUUAGUGAUGGCAAACCUGUUGCAGCAUUUACUAUAUACAAAUGCCUACUCCAUUGGAAUUGUCUUGAAGCUGAAAAAACGAUUGUGUUUCAUAGAAUUAUUCAGAUUAUUCUUUCAGCAAUUGAGGAUAAAGAUAAUAAUAAUCUGAUGGCGUAUUGGUUAUCAAAUGCAUCUACUUUGUUAUUCUUACUCCACAAGACUCAUCAACCUCCAACUUUGCCACCAAUGGGAUUUCGUUCAUCCCAAUCUCCUGAGGAUGAUCUUGCUGAGGCUGAGCAUGACCCUGAACUUCAGGAUCAAAUUGAUAAUCAGAUGGCAUGUUGGUUAUCAUGUGCAUCUACUUUCUUAUUUUUAAUCCGGAAAAGUCUAAAACUUGAUGGUGCACCUUCAAUUCAGAAACCACUGUCACCAACUUUGGUAACUUUUUGUUCAUCCACGUCCUCUAAGGCUGAAACUGAGGCCGAGCUAGCUGAGUCUGCACUAGCUAUAGAAGUACAACAUGUUGAGGCCAAAUACCCAGCUUUGCUUUUCGAGCUCCAACUAACAGAAUACGUAGAGAAAAUGUGUGGCAUCAUUAGUGACAACUCAAAGAAGGAGGUGGGAUCAUUCCUUUCAUCAAGUAUUCAGGCUUCAAAAUCGGGAAUGCUAGGACAUCAUAGUUCUAAAAAUCACUGGCAUGGCAUUGUUGACUAUCUCAACACUCUUCUCAAAACAUUCAAAGAAAAUUUUGUGCCUACCACAAUUGUUAAGAAGAUACUCACUAAAAUUUUCUCAUAUAUCAACGUGCAACUCUUUAAUAGUUUUCUUCUAUACCCAGAGUGUUGUUCCAUUGCCAAUGGGCGCUAUGUGAAUGAAGGUUUAGCAGAGUUGAGGCUGUGGUGUCGUGAGGCAACGGAAAAGUAUGGAGCCUCAUUGUUCGAUGAACUUAAUCAUGUUAGACAGGCUACUCAAUUCUUGAUUAUACGUAGCAAAUGGGAGAUAUCAUAUAAAAGGAUCAACAAUCUAUGCUCUAUUCUAAGUGUCUCGCAGUUGCAUAAAAUAUGUACAACUGCGUGUUUCCAAGACAAGAAUUACUUAGGUGGUGGAUUUGAUGAAGUUAUUGCAAGCCUCGCCAUAAAGUCUGAAGAUCGUAAUAAUGCUUCAAGUCAUUCCCUUUUAUUGAAAGACAGUUCCAGCAUACAUUUCUCUGUUGAUGACCUCGCUGAUUCCUUGCAAGUAGAAGAUUUUGCAAAUGUUAAUCCUGCUAUAGGGCUUGCCAAAUUUCCAUUCGCCGCUUCCACAAACAGUCACACACCACCUUCUUCAUCUGAAGUCGUGUCUUUUCCUCAAGUUGAACCAGAAAUUACUAAUGAUCAUAUGAAGAGUUAUGACAUAUAUUUGCUAUCGAAUAAUUCUAAUGCAACUGCAGCUUCACCUCCAGGUCAGGGGCUACCAAAUCUUGGUGAUUCUCCACAGCAUCUGUCAUCGCCCAUUCCGUCAUCACCAACUCUCUCGACCAUGUCUCCAUCAACAACCACCACCGAGACUCCGGUUUCCUCCAUCCCGACGUCACCAACAGCCUCAUCUCCUGCCUUGAGUGAUCAACCCAGCUCCUCACCCCCUCCUCAAGGGGUUGUUACUAGAGGACGUGCUGGAAUCACUCGGUCUCGAAAAAUUAUUGAUGGGACUGUUCUUUAUGAUGCUACUAAGCGUGCCUUCAUGGUUGUUCCCUCCACACAUCACAUCGCUUCUGCUCACCCGGCAUGGCGCAAAGCCAUGGAAGCGGAAUUCUUGGCACUUCAACACAUUAACACAUGGUCAUUUGUGCCUCGUCCACCAGGUGUCAAUAUAGUGGGAUGCAAAUGGAUUUUCAAGCUCAAGCAACAUGCUGAUGGUUCUCUUGAUAAGCAUAAGGCCGUCUUGUGGCACGUGGUUUGA